Molecule: messenger RNA, 1015 nt
Organism: Brassica oleracea var. oleracea
Lineage: Eukaryota; Viridiplantae; Streptophyta; Magnoliopsida; Brassicales; Brassicaceae
Product: basic leucine zipper 9
Exons: 5
Coding region: 41-916 (291 amino acids)
Biological process (GO): regulation of DNA-templated transcription
Molecular function (GO): DNA-binding transcription factor activity
Source: RefSeq, a predicted model, not a curated record
CUCUUUUUUUUUGCCACCAAAUUUCAUAUACAGAGAAAAAAUGGAUGGUCACACAGCUAAAGACACUGGUAUGAAGAGAAGUGCUUCUGAGUUGGCUCUACAAGAGUAUCUCACUAAGGUCAUGUCUUCUUCUUCUGCUUUAUCAAGACAAGAAUCUACAAGCCCUCUAGACCCUUCUUUUGAUCCCAUGAACCAGGAUCACACUGGUGAGUUAAGAGAUAGACAUUUGUUAUCUGAGAGCUUGAUUCCAGCUGGAGUUUUACUUGAUGCACAGUCCUCGAUUUGCGAGAAUCUGUCAGCUGAUAGUCCAGUGUCAGCUAAUAAACCUGAGGUAAGGAGGAGAGCUCGGAGAACAGCCAGUGUAUCUUCUCAUGGUCACUCUGAUGAAGAAGAUGCAGAGACAGAAGCUGGCCAAUCUGAAAUGACUAAUGAUCCCAAUCAUCUAAAACGUAUGAGAAGGAUGCACUCAAACAGAGAAUCAGCAAGGCGGUCAAGGAGGAGGAAGCAAGAACAAUUGGCAGAUCUUGAAUCUCAGGUUGAUUCUUUGAAAGGAGAGAACACAACACUGUAUAAGCAGCUCAUUGACGCAACACAACUGUUUCGUAGUGCUGGAACAAAUAACAGAAUCCUCAAAUCAGAUGUUGAAACUCUCAGAAUCAAGGUGAAACUAGCAGAAGAUUUGGUAGCUAGAGGGUCUCUCACUAGUAGCUUGAAUCAACUUCUGCAAACUCAUCUAAGUCCAUCACCACAGUCCAUCAACAGUCUGCACUACACAGGAAGUACCUCACCCGCAGUUACAGUCCACAGCGACCAAUCUAUGUUCCCUGGAAUCACUCUUUCUGGACAGAACUCAAGCCCUGGACUUGGUAAUGUAUCCAGCGAAGCUGUUAGCUGCGUCUCAGACAUCUGGCCAUGAGCCUCUUCUUCACAAUAUGUAACGAUCACUCUGAAAUUUUCAUGUAUGUGUUAUAAUGAAAUCGACAUAUUCGUUAUUGAACUCAAGUUUUGUUUGCAA